Molecule: messenger RNA, 1505 nt
Organism: Scylla paramamosain (green mud crab)
Lineage: Eukaryota; Metazoa; Arthropoda; Malacostraca; Decapoda; Portunidae
Gene: Scox
Product: protein SCO1 homolog, mitochondrial-like
Exons: 6
Coding region: 104-970 (288 amino acids)
Biological process (GO): mitochondrial respiratory chain complex IV assembly
Source: RefSeq, a predicted model, not a curated record
CAGACUAGUGAGCGUUAGAGAGACGGAAAGUUCCAAGCGAGAGUCACCAAAACAAACGCUGCAUUCCUGUACUUAUUUCAACAUUUCUCUGCACUUACUCCACAUGGCGUCAGUUUUACCCCGCGUGAACCUGCUGCUGGCCAGAAAGUGCCUCCUUCCACACCUGAGAGGCAAUGCACACCGCUUACAGGGGUGCUGCAGGACACACAGCGGUAAUGAGGGGGUGUUUCUGAGAUGUUGCACCACUCAGACCCCCAGUAGCCAGCCCCCUCGGAAGCAGACAGCAGGGAAGACUAGGGGCCCCAUCACUUGGAAGUCCCUUGCUGCCACUGGUGCUCUGGGGUCGGUCUUGCUUGGGUUUAUGCUCUACAUCAAGAAGGAGAAGGAGCUGGCCCUGGCAAGAGAGAGGAAGAGAAUGCUCGGAAAGGCAAAUAUUGGGGGACGUUUCGAUUUGGUGGACCACAAUGGAACGCCAAGAAAGAGCGAAGAUUUUCAUGGUCAGUGGGUGCUUCUCUAUUUCGGAUUCACUCACUGCCCCGAUGUGUGUCCCGAUGAGCUGGAGAAGAUGGCGGUGGUGGUUGAUGCGCUUGACAAGAUGGACAGUGCCAAGCCAGCACAGCCUCUCUUCAUCACAGUCGACCCUCACCGUGACUCGAAGGAAGCCAUCAAGACCUACCUCAAGGAAUUCCACCCCAAAUUCAUAGGCCUAACAGGAACAGAUGAGCAGAUUUCAGCAGCCUGCCGGGCCUACAGAGUCUACUACAGUGCCGGGCCGAGAGAUGAUGACGAUGAUUAUAUUGUGGACCACACAAUAAUAACAUACCUCAUCAAUCCGGACGGUGAUUUCAUCGACUAUUACGGCCAGAACAAGACCGCUGAGCAGAUGGUGGCCAGCAUAGCAGUAAACAUGAAGAAAUUUGAAGAAAUGCAGCGAGGUCUUGCCGGCGGUCUGCUGGGAAAACUGCUGUGAGAGUGGAAGAGAAAGGGAAACAGAAGAAGGAAGGAAGAGGAAGAGGAGGAGGAGGAGAAGCAAGAUGAAGAGGAGCAGAAAGAUAGACAGGAAUAAUAGAAAGACAGACAGACAGACAGACAGACAGAGGUGAGAGGGUAGAUAUCAGAAUAUAUUUUUUUCUUUUCCUUUUUUAUUUAUUUUUUUGCUCAAUUUUUAUUUUUUCUGAUUUAUUUAUUUAUUUAUUUAUUUAUUUAUUGGUAGGCCUAAAAUGUUGAGAUUCAGGCCUAGGUAUGACAUUGUUGUUACUGUUAUUGUUGUCAUUGUUGUUAUUAUUAUUAUUAUUAUUAUUAUUAUUAUUAUUAUUAUUAUUAUUAUUAUUAUUAUUAUUAUUAUUAUGGUUAUCUCUCUCUCUCUUUCUCUCUCUCCCCCCUCCAUGUGUACAUACGUGUGUGUGUGCGUGUGUGUGUGUGUGUGUGUGUGUGUGUGUGUGUGUGUGUCUGUGUGUAAUAUAUGUGUAUUUAUGUAAUUUUUUAACAAUACAAGGAGAUAAAUG